UAUCGGAAAAACGCUGGGCGGAAAUGUUGAGCUCGUCAACCAUGAGGUUUGGAUUAGCGCUCACUUUUGUCGCCAUCCUGGGGUACGCCCGUGCUGACCACAGCCAGGACUGUCCCGAACUCGACUGCAAGAAACAAGGCCCCAGCUGCGUCGCCGUCAAAGGCGACGACAACAAAUGCGGACGCUGCUCAUGCAACUCUACGGAAAGCAACAAUUCCGAUACGAAGCCCAAAGCCGAGUCGGGAAACAAGCCUUCGAACGAGGACACCAAGAACGCGACCACAGCAGGCACGAUCGGCGACGGCGCGAGUGCCGACAAGCCAGUAGCUGUUUCCAAAACAGAAGACAAGUCGCAAUCCAAACCCGAGGCGGCUGCUCAAGGCAAGGAAGGCACAGACGGCGACGCUAGCGCUGACCACAGUGCUUGCGCGGCCUGUCCGGAGCACUGUAUGAUAACAAUGUUUAAGGGCAAGUGCACCGGGUGCGUUCGGGUGGACGACAUCAACGCGGAGUGCCACUAG
Messenger RNA from Rhipicephalus sanguineus (brown dog tick), 521 nucleotides. RefSeq lists its product as uncharacterized. The transcript has 2 exons. The record is from RefSeq and is a predicted model, not a curated record. Bases 24 to 521 code for a protein of 165 amino acids. Lineage: Eukaryota; Metazoa; Arthropoda; Arachnida; Ixodida; Ixodidae.